Messenger RNA from Rotaria sp. Silwood1, 1296 nucleotides. The record is from the annotation of a GenBank genome assembly. NCBI's taxonomy places the organism in Eukaryota, Metazoa, Rotifera, Eurotatoria, Philodinida, Philodinidae.
AUGUCACGACACGUUGAUGAUAUAAAAAAUAUGCUUUUUGAUGAACCUAAUUUUGAUAGUGAUGAUGAUAAUGACAAUGAAAUUAAAAAUAAAACAGUUCGACGAAAACAAAGAAAAAAAUUACAAAAACAAUUAGAAAAAAAAAAGAAACCAACAGUUGAAACAAUUGUUUUUCGAGAUCCUACCAAGAAAAAAAAAACAUUAAAUAAAUCUGAUACAUUAUCUUCAAUCUCUCAACAAAAGGAAAAUGUUGAAUUCGAUCUUGAAAAAGCUCGUUUUGAUGUACAUAAAUUUGGUAUUAAAGGUUUUGAAAAAAGUAAAUAUGAAGAUGCUCGUGUUGCAUUAGCUGUUAGUUUAGGAGCCAAGCCACCAAAACGAAAAUUUAUAAAUUAUCGUGAAUUAAUUGAACAAAAUCGAGCAAAAAAAGUCCAAGAAAAAGAAGAAGAAGAAAAUGCUCGUUUACUUGGUGAUAUAUUUCAUAAAAGUCCAAAUAAUAAACAAAAAUCAUAUCAACAAUCAAAACAAAAACGUAUUGGUGAAGGAGAUGUUGGUUCAAUGCGUUUUUCAUCUGUUGGAAAAUUUCAAGGAGGUGUUUUAAAAUUAUCUGACCGAGAUAUUUCAAAAUUAUUAAAACAACAGUCAUAUCGUCUAUAUUCAAGUCAAGUUAUUUCAUCAGCUCUUAAGUCAAAUCCGUCAAAUAUAAUCUAUAGUUCUCAAAAAAUAGCUGAUCUUAUACAAAAACAAUCUGAUUGUUUACAAAUAUUUGAUGAUUAUUUAACUGAUAAUGAAAAUAAUAAUUUUUUAAAAGAAAUCGAUGGAUAUAUGAAACGUAAACGUUAUGAAUAUUCACAUUGGGAUAACGCUAUUCAUGGUUAUCGUGAAUCUGAAAGAUCUGAAUGGACACUUGAAAAUCAACAAGUUUUAUCUCGUAUUCGUCAACUUGCAUUUGAUGAUCCAACACAAACACUUAUACAUGUUCAUGUACUUGAUAUAGCUAAAGAUGGAUAUAUUAAACCACAUAUUGAUGCUAUUCGAUAUUGUGGAACAACAAUUGCUGGUCUAUCAUUACUUUCAUCAUGUGUAAUGAGAUUUGUUCAUAAAGAUGAUAAAACACUAUUCAUUGAUGUUUUACUCAAACCAAAAUCACUUUAUAUUAUAAAAAACAUUAUUCGAUUUGAUUUUACACAUGAAGUUCUCAAAGAUCAAGAAUCUUAUUUUAAUAAUAUCCAUAUACCACGAAAUCGUCGUCUAUCCAUUAUUUGUAGAAAUAUGCCAGUUGAUCCAUCUGCUGGCUAA